AUGUCUGAAGAAAUUACUCACCCAACUAUUGUCGACGGAUGGUUCAGAGAAAUCUCUGAUACCAUGUGGCCAGGUCAAGCCAUGACCUUAAAGGUUGAAAAGGUCCUUCACCAUGAGAAAUCUAAAUAUCAAGAUGUUCUUAUCUUCAAAUCUACUGAUUACGGUAAUGUCUUGGUCUUAGACAAUGCCAUUCAAGUUACUGAACGUGACGAAUUCUCAUACCAAGAAAUGAUUGCUCAUUUAGCUUUAAACUCUCAUCCAAAUCCAAAGAAGGUUUUAGUCAUUGGUGGUGGUGAUGGAGGUGUUCUUAGAGAAAUUGUUAAGCAUGAAUCUGUUGAAGAAGCUAUUCUUUGUGACAUUGAUGAAGCUGUCAUUAGACUUUCUAAACAAUACUUGCCAAACAUGGCCGCUUCUUACAACCAUCCAAAGGUCAAGGUUCAUGUUGGUGAUGGUUUCCAGUUCUUAAGGGAUUAUCAAAACACUUUUGAUGUGAUUAUCACCGAUUCUUCAGAUCCGGAAGGUCCAGCUGAAAGUUUAUUCCAAAAACCAUAUUUCGAAUUAUUAAAUGAUGCUUUGACUGAAAGGGGUGUAAUUACUACUCAAGGUGAAAGUUUUUGGUGCCAUUUACCUAUUAUUAAGAAAGUCAAACAAAGUUGUCGUGAAGUGUUCCCAGUCGUUGAAUAUGCUUGGACUUCUAUUCCAACUUAUCCAAGUGGUAUGAUUGGUUUCAUGGUUUGUUGUAAGGACAAGAAUGCUAAUGUCAAGAAACCAUUACGUUCUAUUCCACCAGAAGAAGAAGAAAAACAAUACAAAUAUUACAGCAAAGCCAUUCAUGAGGCUUCUUUUGUUCUUCCAACUUGGGUUGCUAAAGAAUUAAAAUAA
Molecule: messenger RNA, 882 nt
Organism: Arxiozyma heterogenica
Lineage: Eukaryota; Fungi; Ascomycota; Saccharomycetes; Saccharomycetales; Saccharomycetaceae
Gene: SPE3
Product: spermidine synthase
Exons: 1
Coding region: 1-882 (293 amino acids)
Biological process (GO): polyamine metabolic process
Molecular function (GO): catalytic activity
Source: RefSeq, a predicted model, not a curated record